GCAAAGGAGGCGCCACGUUGACGUCCGCUAACGUCACAAUACUCCCACAAUCCACCGCGGUCCUCCACAAUUGGAUCUUGUACUGAAAGUGUCAAACCCAAGAUGGCGCUUCACCGUUUAUUCAAGCUGUCCUCCGCGCUGCGCUCCGCCGUGAGCCUGACCCUGCGCCGGAACAUCGGGCUCUCUGCGGUCCUCUUCAACCGGGCCCAGGAGCUCGACCCCAUCCAGAAACUGUUCCUGGACAAGAUCCGGGACUACAAGACCAAGAGCAAGUCUUCGGGUGGCAUUGUGGAAGCAGGAGCAGCCUACCACAAGAACGUGUCUGAAGAGGUGGUCAAACUGCAGAGGCUCUAUGGCGGAGGAGACCUCGCCACGUUUCCUGACAUCAAAUUCACAGAGCCCAAGCUUGAGGAAGCGGCCAAGUGAAUGCUGUCCAUGUUGUACAUCUCCUACAUGUCACAAAUGUUGUAUUUAAUAAAAAGAUAAUGAAUUGAACCAUGA
Molecule: messenger RNA, 501 nt
Organism: Cyclopterus lumpus (lumpfish)
Lineage: Eukaryota; Metazoa; Chordata; Actinopteri; Perciformes; Cyclopteridae
Gene: atp5pf
Product: ATP synthase peripheral stalk subunit F6
Exons: 4
Coding region: 103-426 (107 amino acids)
Biological process (GO): proton motive force-driven ATP synthesis
Molecular function (GO): proton transmembrane transporter activity
Source: RefSeq, a predicted model, not a curated record